Molecule: messenger RNA, 456 nt
Organism: Lactuca virosa
Lineage: Eukaryota; Viridiplantae; Streptophyta; Magnoliopsida; Asterales; Asteraceae
Source: the annotation of a GenBank genome assembly
AUGAAUGCUCCACACCUUGUAGAUUCCAAUGCUUAUGUGGAUUCCAAUCCUUAUUGUAUCUCUCUUCCUACUCGUAAAGACAAACGAUUAUUAAGACCUCAUCAGCUUGAACACUUUUUACGUGAGGUUCUGGGGACUCCCCUAUGUAUGUCUUCCUCAUCAUCUGACCAUCCCCUUCCUGUUAUUGCUGAGGGUUCUGCUUCGUGUCUUCUCGUCCAAGAAGCGUUUGACGAGGCUUGUCGCUCUAUUGCUCAUGUCGAGACUGGCAUAUCAACUGUGCAUGGUAUGAGAUUGGUUGGGGAGAAAAUGCUUUUGAAAACUGGUGGUAUGCUUGUCGAACUGUUUGGUCGAUAUCAUGCCGCGCCGGAAAAGAUUGUUAUGUUGGAGAACCAGCGAUCACUUUUACAAUCUGAUUAUCAAGCUUGCCUCCACGAGAAAGAUAUUCUUCAUGCUUAA